CAGACUCUUCGAUCCAAUUUGCGAUCCUGCAGCGCUGACGACGAAGAUCUGAGGAUGCUGCAUGCGUAUGCGCCCAUGACCGACAUGCCCGGCGACUCGCACCUUGAUCGCGAGGUCCAGCCGCGCUGGCGGCUCGCGUUUGGUGCGCUCUGCCUCGUCGUCGUGGCGAUGGUCGCCACCGUCCAGGACCGGCUCGCGUUCUCCGUUGACGAGGUCAAGAUGAGUCUCUCGUACGACGUGGUGGUACAGCCAGCCACGGCGACUGUCCCGCGCGCGGUGCUCUCGGUGCCAAGCGCAAACGGCGGCGGCUUGGCCAUCAAGAUCCUUCAAGUACCCGAUAUGCACUACAUUGGCCGACCCGACUACCAUUGCCGGGACCCGCCGCACGAGCCAUGUUCGGAAAGCAACAUGACGGCCUUCAUUGGCGAGCUCAUUGACGCCGAGAAGCCGCACCUCGUCAUCUUUACAGGCGACCAAAUCGAAGCCCUUGCCGUCAAGCGCACGGCGGACGAGGCCAAGAAGGCCAUCGACACGUACGUGGACGCCGCCAUCUCGCGUCGCCUGCCGUGGUCCAUGGUGUUUGGCAACCACGACGAAGGCGCGUCCUUCUCGCGCAAGGCCAUGAUCGAGUACAUCAUGGCCAAACCGCACGCGCUUUCAAUGGCGGGACCGGACGACGUGGGCGGCGUCGGCAACUACCAGAUCGUGGCCAUCAAUGCCGCGACCAAAAAGAUCGAUUUGGCGCUCUACUUUCUCGAUACGGGCGUCUCGGGUGCCAUUUCCGCCGGCCAAAAGUCGCUUUUGCGCAACAUGUCGGCCGACAUUGCCGCCGACAACGCGCCAGGUCUUUUGUUUUACCACAUUCCGUCGCCCGACUACGUCCUGCACGCGGGCGAGGUUGUGCCCCACGGCCACCAAGGCGAGGGCGUCUCGCAUGGUCCUCCGUCUGGCCUCCUCGAGACGCUGGUGGCAAUGGGCGAUGUCAAGGCAACGUUUGUGGGCCAUGACCAUCUCAACGACUACUGCGUUGCUCGUCAAGGCAUUCAGCAUUGCUACGGCGGUUGUGUCGGCUACGGGGAGGCGUAUGGCUCACGAGGCCUUCUUCGUCGGGCGCGCGUGAUCGAGUUCACCAUGAACGAGACGACGGAGCGUAUCACAACAUGGCUCCAUGCGGCUGGCGGUGCGAUCUCCAAGGACAAGUACUUGUUGUACGAGCGCCAUUUCUAAUUCUCUUGCAAAAGACAUAUUGGGUCUUGUUCAA
Molecule: messenger RNA, 1261 nt
Organism: Saprolegnia diclina VS20
Lineage: Eukaryota; Oomycota; Saprolegniomycetes; Saprolegniales; Saprolegniaceae
Exons: 6
Coding region: 55-1227 (390 amino acids)
Cellular component (GO): cytoplasm
Molecular function (GO): hydrolase activity, acting on ester bonds
Source: RefSeq, a predicted model, not a curated record